AUGACAUCCCUGGAGGCUGCCCGUGCCGACUUUUCUAGCCUAUGCGUGGGGAGAAGUGACGGUUCUACGCCCGAGACGAGAGUAUCCAGCGCCAGCUUCCAGCCCGUCACCGCCUGCGCAAACGAAGACAACAUGACAUUCCAGACUUGGGAGAUCGCAGGCCAGAAGUGGAUCCUGAUGGUGGUUUGUGACGGUCACUCUGGAUCAUACAUCACGGCGGAUUAUACAACCGCUUCUCUUCCCCCGCGCCUCCAUGUGUCCUUACAGGAUGCCUUGGUUAAUCAACUUCACGGGCAGAUAGAGCCUGAGCGUGAAACUCUGCUUGAAAACGCGGGCCUCAUCUCAUCGGCUCUCAGUCGUGAAGUCGAGCGGUUCGACGACGAGCUCGGCAACGCACUCAAAGAGAUAUUCCCUCAUCCGGAAAAGUUGACGAAGGCUCAAUGCUACGAAUUGCUGAAAGCUCAUUAUGACGUCGUACAACGGGCCUAUCGAGGAUGCACGCUCGGGGCUGCACUUAUCAACGUUACCGCCCGUUGCAUGUGGACGCUGAAUGUGGGGGACACCACAGCUGGGCUCUCCUCGGAGGCGGCGAACGGUAGGCGCAACUGGGUCAAGCUCUCUGACGACCAUAAACUCUACAAACCUCAGGAAUAUUUCCGAGUCAUGAUGUCACACCCUCACGAGGAAGUGAAGAACAUAACGGAGGGAAAUUGCAUGCUCGGGUGGCUCGACAUGACUAGAUCUAUUGGGGACUACGCCAUGAAGCUCCCCCGCUCGUACAUCGAUCGUGUCUUCAACUUGCUUCCCGAAAAACGAACGCACGUCAACCCCGACCGCGUUCGUACCCCUCCGUACCUUGUUGCGACGCCCUCCGUCAACUUCACCGACCUCGACUCUAUAUGGGACGCCAAGCCAAUCAUUCUAGUAUUCUCCGACGGCGUAGACAACAUCGUGGACUGGUACGCCUCAUACGUCCCCGGCUUACCCAUACUGCCCGAGAAUCCCGGUCGUGUCACUUCCCAGAUUCUGGGAAACAAUCUCGACCGUGCCGACGCCGCCCAGACCCUUGGACACCCCGUCGACCCCUCCGAGUGGACAGAUGAUGGAAACAAAGCCGUGGAGGUAUUGGCAAAUCUGUUCGGUGGCACCGACGUGGAGCGCCUCUUGGAGGCCAAUAAUCGGGACCGAGCUAUGAUUACCUCCCCAGAUGAUGUGUCUACCUUCUACGUCGACGACACCACUUUGAUCGUGUGCACGCUUUUCUAG
Trametes versicolor FP-101664 SS1 is the source of this 1266-nucleotide messenger RNA. Its product is annotated as protein serine/threonine phosphatase 2C. The record is from RefSeq and is a predicted model, not a curated record. The transcript is spliced from 4 exons. Lineage: Eukaryota; Fungi; Basidiomycota; Agaricomycetes; Polyporales; Polyporaceae. Gene Ontology annotation, biological process: protein dephosphorylation. The coding region runs from base 1 to 1266 and encodes 421 amino acids. Gene Ontology annotation, molecular function: protein serine/threonine phosphatase activity.